AUGGAUCCUAUCGAGUUGCACCGACCCCGAAAAAUAGUGACCCAAAGCAGCGUCAUUGUCUUCCUCUUCAACGCCACCAACACGGGUUCAUCAUCUGGGCUGUUGUUGAUCGUCGGCGGCGGCCCCAUCCCGGAGGUUGAGGUUGCUAGCCUAAUGAAGCAGCUUCUUGAAGCCAUCACGCAUUGUCACCGGCUCGGCGUCGCGCACCAUGAUGUGAAGACGGAUAAUGUUUUGUUUGGUGCCGGUGGAGAUCUGAAACUGGCGGAUUUUGGUUCGGCGAAGUGGUUUGGUGACGGGAGGAGGAUGAGUGGGGUGGUUGGGACGCCGUAUUACGUCGCACUGGAGGUUUUGAUGGGGAGGGAGUAUGGAGAGAAGGUGGAUGUGUGGAGCUGUGGAGUGAUUUUGUACAUAAUGUUGAGCGGGACGCCGCCGUCAGAGAUUUUUGAGGCGGUUAUUAGGGGGAAUCUGAGGUUUCUUAGAAUCUUCCGGAAUGUUUCUCCUGCUGCUAAGGAUCUCUUAGAACAAGCAUUGAGGCACCCUUGGUUCUUGAGUGCUGGUGAUACUGCUAGUGUGACUUUAGAAAAUGUGGAGGAGGAGAUUUUGGAAGUUGGGAAAACAGUUGGAGAUAUGGAGGGGAUAGGCUUCAGCUACAAGAGUGCAAAUAAGUCUGCUUCAUCUGAAAAGCAAACUAAGCAACCAAUGUCAGACCCAAUGUUGCAUCAUUCUUCUCAUGAUCAACCAAGGACUAAUCCACAAGUAGCUCCAACAAGGAAAGAAUGGAAACCAAGUGGGCUUAAAGAGAAGGAGAAGAAAGAGAUUGUGAAGGCUCCUAGGCAUUUUCUCAUGACCAACAAGGAUGUUGCUCUUCUUAAAUCUCAGAGUUCUGGUGUAGAUGUUAUGAAGGAAUGGAGGAAGAAAUUUGUUGCUGCAAGUUCUCUUGAAGGUUCAAAUGCACCAUCAACUGUUCAUGCAAGCAUAGGUGAAUCUGUAAGUGCAGAUCCUAAUGCUAUUGUGCCUAGUGUGAUUCAUGAGAUAUCAGUUGAAUCUGUUUCUGUUCCAAAUGUUGAACCCCAUGUUGACACAUUAGUUGAGACUACUUCAGAUGUGAGUAUGGGACCCUCUGUUGGAAAUCCAAACCCCAUUGUUGACACAUCUGAACUUGAUCUCCAAAUCCAUCAAUCUACCUUGGGUUCUGAACCAUCUACCGUUUGCAAGAAGUCAGUUGUUGAAAGUGUUCAUGAAUUGUUGUCAUUCUGGUCUUAG
Molecule: messenger RNA, 1263 nt
Organism: Lotus japonicus
Lineage: Eukaryota; Viridiplantae; Streptophyta; Magnoliopsida; Fabales; Fabaceae
Biological process (GO): intracellular signal transduction; protein autophosphorylation; peptidyl-serine phosphorylation
Cellular component (GO): cytoplasm; nucleus
Molecular function (GO): calcium-dependent protein serine/threonine kinase activity; calcium/calmodulin-dependent protein kinase activity; ATP binding
Source: RefSeq, a predicted model, not a curated record